This is a messenger RNA of Ooceraea biroi (clonal raider ant), 4423 nucleotides long. It is a transcript of the gene fw, whose product is annotated as CUB and Sushi multiple domains furrowed. The record is from RefSeq and is a predicted model, not a curated record. Lineage: Eukaryota; Metazoa; Arthropoda; Insecta; Hymenoptera; Formicidae.
GGAUCUCUCAUUCGGUCCACGCAAAUUCGAAUCAUUAAGCUCGAGAUAUAAUCUCGCCAGCCAGAAGAUCGACAGAGGCAACCAAAGGACUACGACGCGUCAUGGAGAACCCUAAGGAAAUAGUGACUCUUCAGCAGAGUCGCGAUUAGUUCCAGAAUCCGUGCAACAGGACUGCAACUUAUAAUCUUGUACUUGCUUAUAAUCGAGAGCACUGACUACCGGUGGUGAGAUCGCGCGUAGAUUGUUCAGGAAGUGUCGAAGGACUAACAGGAUCACUCGCUCAGAAUGUCAAGAACUGAUAGUGCAAAAACGACCAAUCAUAAGAUCGUUCGUUGAGAGCCUUGUGGAUCAGUGGCGUGUAAGGAGUUCCAAGGAGCGUCGAAGAGCGUUUGGUGUUUCCGCCGGGUUAUUUCGUGUCGAGGACGAGGACGCUUCUGCAUCAGGCGUUUUCAUCAGCAUCAGCGACGAAAGAAACACCUCGAUCGUGAAAGUUCGUUUGCGUGGUGCGCGAGUGCUUCCAGAGGCCGUACGCCCGCUGACGCGGGCCUCGCAGAUGUUCGCGCAUCGAGCUGGUUCCUGGUUCGCUGGAUCGUCGAUGUAAUCGUGUCGUCGUCGUCCCGCCGACCCGUAAAGAAUGAUUUGGGUGUACGGGAUCAUCCUGCCCCUCGUGGGAAGCGUCGCGUACGCCCAAGGACUAAAGUGCGGCCAUCCGGCUGUGCCGAUGAACGCCAAGGUGUCGUUGUCUGACGAAUCCUUGACGGUAGGCACCGUAGCGAAGUACACUUGCGAUGCCGGCUACGAACUUUUUGGGACCGGCAGCUUGACGUGUAACGCCCGAGGAAAAUGGCAGGGUGAUCUACCAUUCUGUGGUACGAACGUCGGUUUUCGCAAACCGGCGAACCAGUCGACGACCGUGAGGGGCGGAAACGCGAACCACGGCAACGACGGUGACUUCAGCACGGAACACGAUGGGAAAAGAUGCACGGAAACCCAAAGUGAACCCAGUCCCUGGUGGAGAGUCGAUCUUCUCAAGCCGUACGCCGUCAAAGUCGUUCGCGUGACAACGCGAGGCUGUUGUGGUCAUCAGCCUCUUCAGGAUAUUGAGAUAAGAGUGGGCAAUAGCAGUGCUGAGUUGCAGCGCAAUCCUCUGUGCGCCUGGUUUCCCGGCACUGUCGAGGAGGGUAUCACGAAGACCUUCAUCUGUGCCAGAGCUCUGAUGGGCCAGUACGUUUUUCUGCAACUUGUUGGAGUUGAGGGCAGCUUGAGUCUCUGCGAAGUGGAAGUUUUCGCUACAGAUGAAUUCUCGGUGGACAGAUGUGCACACGUCGGCACGCCCGCAGAUGCCGAUUUGACUGCUUUCAAUUCCACGUGUUACGAAUUUGUAGUGAAAAAGGGUGGCUCUUUUCAGGAAGCAAGAAACUACUGCAAAGCUCGUAGCGGUGAUCUCGUUCACGGUUUCAAGGGUAUAUCAUCGAUAUUUAUCCUGAACAACCUGGAAAGGCGGAAAGAUAAGCUAAAGACUCAGCUAGUCUGGAUCGGUGCCCAGAAAGAACCGCAAAUCACCGCUCGAACAUGGCGAUGGGUCGACGGCGAGAUCGUGCAGAGGCCAUCCUGGGGCAAGGACCAGCCGAACAACUACAAUGGCGAGCAAAAUUGCGUCGUGCUGGACGGAGGUCGCGGCUGGCUCUGGAAUGACGUCGGCUGUAAUCUCGACUACCUUCACUGGAUCUGCCAAAGUAGGCCGCCGACCUGCGGCAGUCCCGAGAAAUCGGAGAACACCACGAUCGUGGGAUCCAAAAGAACGAUAGGUUCCAUCAUAGAAUACAUUUGUCCAGAUGGAUAUAUGCUGGUUGGAUCGAAGACCAGAAUGUGCGGAGCGAGCGGUUUUUGGAACGGUGACGUGCCCACGUGCAAAUUCGUCGACUGUGGGGCUCUAUCGAAUUUGGAGAACGGCGCUAUUACUCUGCUUGAGGGUAGAACUACGCACGGUGCUCUCGCGGAUUACGCGUGCAACGAGAAUUAUACGCUGAUGGGUGACACAAAGCGAAGAUGCGGGGACGGUGGUAUAUGGAGUGGCCACCAGCCCCAGUGCCUUUUCGACUGGUGCCCCGAGCCACCGGAAGUGAACGGCGGCGUCGUGACAACCACCGGAAAAAGGGCAGGCUCCACCGCCACUUACUCUUGCCAGAAUGGAUUUAUUCUAUUCGGGGAUAAUAUCCUCACAUGCAAUAUCGGUGGCGAAUGGUCCGGCAAAGCGCCGCAGUGCCGAUUCGUCGAUUGUGGGACUCCGGCCCAGAUCGAAUUCGGCAACGUCGUUCUGAUUAACGGCACAACUACAGUAAGCAGUCUGGCUGUUUACACAUGCCAAGAGGAUUAUUGGUUAGUGGGCGAAGGAAAGCAAGAGUGCACCAAGGAGGGCAAGUGGAACCACGAUACACCAUCAUGCGAAUUAAUCACAUGCGAGGAACCGGAAGUGCCCACCGGCGGAUACGUCGUGGGAUAUGACUUGAACGUUCAUAGUGUUAUUGAAUACCACUGCGAAGUGGGUUAUUUGCUCCAUGGCGAGGCGAGACAUUCCUGCGGCAAAGACGGAGAAUGGACGGGAGAGGUGCCGAGUUGCGAGUACGUUGACUGCAGCAAGGUGCUUCCGGUUCUGAACGGUGCCGUGGACUACGUGAACGGGACGACUCAUCUUGGCAGCGAAAUCACGUACAGCUGCACGAGGAAUUACAGGCUAAAUGGAGUCUCAAGAAGAUACUGUCUAGAUAACGGUCAAUGGAGCGACGCCACUCCGAAAUGCGAAGAGAUUCGGUGUCCGGAGCCCGUCUUGGCGGAACAUGGAAUUCUCUCGGUGACCGGAAACGAUCGGAUGUACGGGAGGACAUUGAUCCGCACGGGAACCGUGGAAAACUCGAACACGGGCGCGACCUCGUACAAGAUCGGUGCCUUGGCAAAGUACAGGUGCGAGAGAGGAUACAAGGUGGUCGGGGAGCCUUUGUCUACCUGUGAGGAAAACGGAAAGUGGAGCGGCGAAGUGCCGCAAUGCGUCUACGUUGAUUGCGGCAAACCGGAAAACAUUCAACAUGGACGUUACACACUAACAUCGAAUGCGACAUAUUAUGGAGCAGCUGCACUUUACGAGUGCGAUGGCAAUUUCGAGCUAGAUGGUUUCGCCAGAAGACUGUGCCUUGAAAACGGCACCUGGAGCAGCGAUACUCCUGUCUGCCGAGAAAUACGAUGCAGGGAUCCCGAGAAAACCGGUGUGUUAUCGACGCAAGUAUCAACCCACAGUGUAGGCGGAGUGGCGCAUUAUAGCUGUCCACGUGGGUUUUAUAUGGAAGGGAAUGAAACGAGAAUCUGUUUGCAGAAUGGAUCUUGGAGUGGCACAACGCCUGCCUGUUUCUCUAUUGAUUGCAAGCAUCCAGGACCGAUAGAAAACGGUCGAGUGAUAGUAGUCAAUGGAUCAACAACCUAUGGAGGCGCCGCGGAAUAUCACUGCUUGCCGCAAUACGAAAGAAUCGGCAUAUUCUUGAGAAAAUGUUUAGAUACUGGAUUUUGGAGCGGCGAGGAACCAAAAUGCGAAUUAGCCGCAAAUGAAGUGGCAGAGGCGCAAGGUGUUGGCACGAGCGUUGGCAUUGGUGCGGGUGUCAUUAUAUUUAUAUUAAUCAUUCUUGGACUAGUCUAUCUCAGACUGCGAAAAGCUACGCCGGUGAAGAAUACCGAAAACGUCCAAGCGGCAGAAAGAAAAGAGGACCAAAAUGCUGCCGUUAUGUCUUACGCGACUUUAAAUGACGGCACGCAAAAUACCAUGUACGAGAAUGUCCCCGAAGAUGGUCUCUACGAUAAUCCGUACAGUUUAGGUGGCAGCGCCUACAGAUACGGCGGCCAUCCGAGAAGAAUGUACGGCAGAUCCGGACAUUACGAGGCCGAGCCGGUCCCGAGAAAUGGAAUCACUAUCAACGGCGUGUCUGUGCGAUAGCUCAAAAUUCCACGUCGGUCUUUUAAAAUACUGCGACCUCGUCGGGAAUCGCGCGCAGGAAAUUGUCGUCGACCUCGAGGGAUCCUCUUGCGCUUUCCACUGUUCGCUGGGGCGCUUUUGUGUACAGAAAACACCGAAGAACUUUAAUUUUGUUAACGUUAUUUAUAUCACCGUCCAUUAAGGGCACGACAAUUUAUGUAAAUAAUUCGCGAGGGUGUAUGCAGAACGAACGAGGUGCUGCGACGUUCGCAAGGAUUGCGCACCAAUUACCAACCUACGUUCUUUCAACGAGAUUUCUUCUGCGAGAAUCAGCUACGUGUACGAUUCUGUAUAUACAGUGUAUCAAUUAUUUAGGUUCAUUAUACGUAGGCUCUAAGUGACACGUUGUAGCAUAAGUUUAUGAUUGUGCGAAUAAAGAAACCAAUGGCUCUUGUUGUACUUCAC